This is a messenger RNA of Argentina anserina (silverweed cinquefoil), 414 nucleotides long. RefSeq lists its product as uncharacterized. Bases 1 to 414 code for a protein of 137 amino acids. Lineage: Eukaryota; Viridiplantae; Streptophyta; Magnoliopsida; Rosales; Rosaceae. The transcript is spliced from 4 exons. The record is from RefSeq and is a predicted model, not a curated record.
AUGGCGGGUCUACUCGGGGCGGGUCUGACGCUGACCCUGACCGUUAUGGCACCCGCCUCAGCCGCUGAGUUACCGUUACUGGAUUCUCUGCAGCUCAGUGAACCUGCCAAUGCCCUCUCCCUGCCUACCUGGGCCAUACACGUGUCCAGUGUCGUUGAGUGGAUUACAGCAAUGGUGUUGGUGUGGCAGUAUGGUGAAAAGUCCGGGUUCGAAUCGUGGAAAGGGCUGGCUUGGGGUAUGGUUCCCCUUCUUGGUGGAGCGUUCUGUGCAUGCACUUGGCAUUUCUUUUAUAACUCCGAGUCUCUUGAUGUAUUGGUGGCUCUUCAAGCAGCCCUGACUGUUAUAGGCAACACCACAAUGUGUUUUGCUGCAUAUCGUAUUUACAGAUCAACUGAAGAACGCUCCAAGCUUUGA